AUGUCUGGCGAGGUUCCUCAGGAGCGGAAGGCCGUAAUGGGUCUUCCCCCAUUUGCCAUUGAUUUCUUGAUGGGUGGUGUGUCCGCUGCCGUCUCAAAAACCGCCGCUGCCCCCAUCGAGCGUGUCAAGCUCUUGAUCCAGAAUCAGGAUGAAAUGUUGAAGAGUGGUCGUCUAGACCGUAAAUACAACGGUAUCGUCGAGUGCUUCAGCCGAACUGCCAAGCAGGAGGGUGUCAUGUCGCUGUGGCGAGGCAAUACUGCCAAUGUCAUCCGAUACUUCCCUACCCAGGCCCUGAACUUUGCUUUCCGCGACACCUACAAGUCGAUGUUCAAGUUCAACAAGGACCGCGAUGGGUAUGCCAAGUGGAUGGCCGGUAACUUGGCUUCCGGUGGUAUGGCUGGUGCCACCUCGCUCCUCUUCGUCUACUCUUUGGAUUAUGCCCGUACCCGUCUUGCCAACGAUGCCAAGUCCGCAAAGAAGGGUGGUGAGCGUCAAUUCAACGGUCUCGUCGAUGUCUACCGCAAGACCUUGGCCUCCGACGGUAUUGCUGGUCUCUACCGUGGUUUCGGUCCCUCCGUUCUUGGUAUCGUGGUCUACCGUGGUCUCUACUUCGGCAUGUACGACUCCAUCAAGCCUGUUCUCCUGGUUGGUCCUCUUGAGGGUAACUUCUUGGCCUCUUUCUUGCUCGGAUGGGGUGUCACCACUGGUGCUGGUAUUGCUUCUUAUCCUCUCGACACCAUCCGUCGUCGCAUGAUGAUGACAUCUGGCGAGGCCGUCAAGUACAAGGGUUCAUUGGAUGCUGCCCGACAAAUCAUGGCUGCUGAAGGUUUCCGAUCAUUCUUCAAGGGUGCUGGUGCCAACAUCCUCCGUGGUGUUGCAGGUGCCGGUGUCUUGUCCAUCUACGAUCAGGCUCAGCUCCUCAUCUUCGGAAAGGCCUUCAAGGGUGGUUCCGGCUAA
Messenger RNA from Exophiala bonariae, 957 nucleotides. RefSeq lists its product as uncharacterized. Gene Ontology annotation, biological process: mitochondrial ATP transmembrane transport; mitochondrial ADP transmembrane transport. Gene Ontology annotation, cellular component: mitochondrial inner membrane. The record is from RefSeq and is a predicted model, not a curated record. Gene Ontology annotation, molecular function: ATP:ADP antiporter activity. Lineage: Eukaryota; Fungi; Ascomycota; Eurotiomycetes; Chaetothyriales; Herpotrichiellaceae. The coding region runs from base 1 to 957 and encodes 318 amino acids. The transcript has 6 exons.